Aspergillus tanneri is the source of this 804-nucleotide messenger RNA. Its product is annotated as YggS family pyridoxal phosphate enzyme. The transcript has a single exon. Lineage: Eukaryota; Fungi; Ascomycota; Eurotiomycetes; Eurotiales; Aspergillaceae. Gene Ontology annotation, cellular component: intracellular anatomical structure. Bases 1 to 804 code for a protein of 267 amino acids. The record is from RefSeq and is a predicted model, not a curated record. Gene Ontology annotation, molecular function: pyridoxal phosphate binding.
AUGCCUGCCUCUCCGACCCGAACCGCCACUCUUCUCUCCAACCUCGCCGCCGUCACCUCCCGCGUGUCUGCCGCCGCAACCAAGAGAGGAAGAGCUGAAGCCAAGCCGGUCCGCCUCAUCGCCGUGUCGAAGCUCAAGCCCGCCGCCGAUCUGCUCUCCCUACAUCAGCCUCCCACUUCGCACCUCCACUUCGGCGAAAACUAUUUUCAAGAGCUGCAAGAGAAGUCCAAGCUCUUACCACCUACCAUCAGGUGGCACUUCAUUGGCGGAUUGCAGUCUAACAAGUGCGUCGUGCUGGCAAGGGACGUGCGCGGACUCUGGGCCGUCGAGAGUGUAGAUUCGGAGAAAAAGGCUUCGCUGCUGGAUAAAGGGUGGGGGGACCGCUCGGCCGAAUUGCGCGCCUCGGAUUCCAUUGACCGGCUUCACGUGUUUGUGCAGGUGAAUACGUCCGGGGAGGAGAGCAAGUCCGGGGUCGAUCCCGGCGACGGUGCUGUAUCGCUAUGUCGCUUUAUCCGCGAGAAGUGCCCGCGCUUGAAGUUGCAGGGGCUCAUGACCAUUGGGGCCAUUGCGCGCUCCAAGGCCACGACCCCCGAGACGGAGAAUGAGGACUUUGUCUGCUUACGGAACACGCGCGAUCUAAUCGUUGACCAGUUAGGCCUGCAAUUUUCCGACGAUGCGCUAGAGUUGAGUAUGGGUAUGAGUGAGGAUUUCGAGAGCGCCAUUGCGUUAGGAAGUGACGAGGUCCGGGUAGGGACGACCAUUUUCGGGGGACGGCCACCCAAGGAUCAGGCGAGAGUCAUUUGA